This is a messenger RNA of Asparagus officinalis (garden asparagus), 2090 nucleotides long. Its product is annotated as signal recognition particle receptor subunit alpha-like. Gene Ontology annotation, cellular component: signal recognition particle receptor complex; endoplasmic reticulum membrane. Gene Ontology annotation, biological process: SRP-dependent cotranslational protein targeting to membrane. The coding region runs from base 70 to 1905 and encodes 611 amino acids. Gene Ontology annotation, molecular function: GTP binding; ATP hydrolysis activity; signal recognition particle binding. The transcript has 9 exons. The record is from RefSeq and is a predicted model, not a curated record. Lineage: Eukaryota; Viridiplantae; Streptophyta; Magnoliopsida; Asparagales; Asparagaceae.
CAGGGUACAAAUCUCUGAAUUCACCUUAAUUUCAAUCAAGAUUUCAACUUUUCCAAGGAAAAAUAAAAGAUGUUGGAGCAGCUUCUGAUCCUUUCAAGAGGCGGCCUGAUUCUCUGGUACAAACAACUAAGCAACGCUCUCAAGGGAUCUCCGAUCGAAACCCUAAUCAAAUCCUGCCUCCUCGAGGAGCGAUCCGCCGAGACCUCCUUCAACUACGACGCCGGCGGCGGCGGUGGGGCCUACACCCUGAAAUGGACCUUUCACAACGAUCUCGGCCUCGUCUUCGUCGGUCGUGAAUUCGAGCAGAUCUACGAUCCGAAGAGGACUAGCUACGACGAGUUCGAUGAGAUCUUUCGGCAGCUUCAGAAGGAGGCGGAGGCGAGGGCGGAGGAGAUGAAGAAAUUGAAACAGUCUGGAAAGAAUCCUUCCAAUUUAGGGAAGAAGGCUUGGGGGACUGGGUCGUUGAUGAACAAGAGGAAGAGUGGCAAAAGUGGUAAUAAUGAUGGUAAGUCUCGCGGCGAUGAUGGAGAUGGAGAUGGAGAUGAGAGUAAUGGAAAAUGGUUAGCUAAUGGUAAAGCAAAUGGGAAGGAGAAUAAUGGGGUUAAAGAAUCCCGAUCGCUUCCCAAUGUUGUUGUUAAAGGUAAAGAGAAUGGGAACCCCGAUGAGGGGGCUUUCGAUGUACAUAAGUUACAGAAAUUGCGAGCGAAAGGAGGGAAGAAGACUGAUGCUAACACUAACACUAAUAAGGGUGUGAGAGGGGAAGAGAAAAAGAUUGUGAAGAAGAAUAGGGUUUGGGAUGACGCGAAGGAGGAGGAUGCCAAGCUGGAUUUUACGGAUCCUGUUGGUGAGGGAGGGGAUGAGGUUCGAGGGGUUGUGGCAGUUGAUGAGGGUGAGAGUAUGAUGGAUAAGGAGGAAAUUCUGAGUAGCGAGGACGAGGAUGAUGAGGAAAUGGAGAGUGCUAAGCCUAGUGCAAAGAAGAAGGGCUGGUUUUCGUCAAUGUUUCAGAGCAUUUCAGGAAACUCUGUCUUGGAGAAGUCGAACUUGAAACCAGCACUGAAGGCUCUCAAGGAUAGGUUGAUGACUAAAAAUGUGGCAGAGGAAAUAGCUGAGAAGCUUUGUGAAUCAGUAGCCGCUAGUCUUGAAGGGAAGAAGUUGGGAUCAUUCACGAGAGUCUCUUCGACUGUCCAGACGGCAAUGGAAGAGGCCCUUCUUCGUAUCUUAACUCCAAGGCGAUCCAUUGAUAUUUUGAGAGAUGUGCAUGCUGCUAAGGAACAGGGGAAACCAUAUGUUAUUGUUUUUGUUGGUGUUAAUGGAGUUGGGAAGUCCACAAAUCUUGCGAAGGUCGCAUACUGGCUGCUACAGCAUAAUGUUAGUGUAAUGAUGGCAGCAUGUGAUACCUUCAGGUCUGGUGCUGUUGAGCAGCUGAGGACACAUGCUCGUAGACUCCAGAUACCUAUAUUUGAGAAGGGCUACGAAAAAGAUCCUGCAAUUGUAGCGAAGGAGGCUAUUCAAGAGGCUAGUCGUAAUAAUUCAGAUGUUGUUCUUGUUGAUACCGCUGGGAGGAUGCAGGAUAAUGAGCCACUGAUGCGAGCCCUGUCAAAGCUGAUAAAUCUAAACAACCCAGAUUUGGUUCUCUUUGUUGGAGAGGCAUUGGUCGGAAAUGAUGCUGUUGAUCAACUGUCAAAAUUUAACCAGAAAUUAGCUGAUCUCUCUACAUUGCCUAAUGCGAGGUUGAUUGAUGGAAUCUUGCUCACUAAGUUUGACACAAUUGAUGAUAAGGUUGGAGCCGCACUUUCCAUGGUCUACAUCUGUGGAGCCCCUGUGAUGUUUGUGGGCUGCGGUCAAUCUUAUACCGAUCUCAAAAAGCUUAACGUCAAGUUCAUUGUCAAAACCCUUCUUAAUUGAAGGUAAAUCUUGGCACUCUGCCUAUUAAGAACUUUAAUAUGUCCACCUCUCAUCAUGACAUAUGAAGAACCUUAAUAUGUCCACCUCUCAUCAUGACUGCUACUUUGUAAGAACUUAUCCCCUGUGAUCUCACUGUCUUGGUACUGGAAAUGAAUCAUUAGUUUAUGGCUUUUGUUUGAAAAUUU